AUGUCUUCUAACCAGAACCACCCCGGCUACCAAUACACCUCCGUCCCUCGGCCUCGCCAGGGUCAGACGCCGCAGACUCCCGCAUACCAACAGGCUGGCGCGUCCAGCACACUCAAUUCCUGGCUGUCGGAAGACGCUUCAAAGGCGCCGUUUCACGCCAUCGGCUCGUUCCGAUCCGUGGGUGCCACUUCCGGCAACGGCGCGGGCAUGUGGAGUUCUUCGCCGGCUCCGAGCAGCACGGGAGCGACAUGGGGCAGCGGACCCAGCCGUCAGAGCUGA
Messenger RNA from Colletotrichum graminicola M1.001, 279 nucleotides. RefSeq lists its product as uncharacterized. The coding region runs from base 1 to 279 and encodes 92 amino acids. The transcript has a single exon. Lineage: Eukaryota; Fungi; Ascomycota; Sordariomycetes; Glomerellales; Glomerellaceae. The record is from RefSeq and is a predicted model, not a curated record.